UCAUGCACUUUGAUUUGCCUGCCAGCUGCAAGGAUCGUACAAUAUCCGACCGACUCGGAUUUAGUCUUCGUGAACCAUAAAACUGGAAUUUCUCCCAAGCUCGUGCUCAAGAAUACGAAGCUCGCGGUUCGGCGGCCUCGAGGCAAAUGGAAGAGAAACGAUGAGUAGAUAGCAAGGAAAGGAGGUAUUUUCCCAAAAUUCAACUUUAUACACGAACCACGUGUCAAUCGUUGUAUUUGGACUCGGUUCAACUUUCACGAUCUUGACAUCGACUGGCGCGUCGUCGAGCAUCUUCAAAGCGUUCGGCGACGAUGGAGGAGAUGGAAGAGCAGGACAUCGGCCUGCUUUAUCCUUCUCGAUCAGGGUCCUGCACAGGAUCGACUGAAACUAUUGCCUCAAGGCUCACAUCCCGGCAGCCUUCUCCAAUUGAAUUACAUGUUCCAAUUGAUGGUGUUGGAUCGCGCCAAGACCCUUUGAGCCCACUCAAGUCGCCCUCAAUGUCCAACGUUCACGAUACACAUUUUGGACUUCGCCCGGUUGGCCAGAAGACUGUGAUACGUUCUAGAACUCUUCCUCGUCUGCCCAGAUUUGAUACAACUAUACAAUUAAGUUCGGAGUUCACUGGCUUUGAGUUUGAGCGAGACAGGGCGUUGCGAAUGUCUCAAUGGGUCCUGGCUUUUGCCAUAGUCAAUUUUGAUCUAGAUCUCGGUCCUGUUGUUUGCGGGGUAUAUCCACCCUUGUGUUUGACACCCGCAGAGAAAGAGAACAUUGCUUUCUCAUCCUUCCCCGAUUCUCUACAAUUCGAACAAGGAUCAGAAGUGCAUUCUUUUCGCAUACAAGAUCUCGGCGCAUCAACCAAAGACGUCGGUCUAGACAACGGCAACAGCAGAUCAGGUAGCAUUGAUGGAUAUCUUUAUGGAUAUUCGCACUUUUCCCAAAGAAGAGACAACACCUCAAAGCGAGGAUACCAGCAGACUUCUUUAGUACUUCUCUCACACCAACAGUACCCCGCACUCUUGACCACCCUAAUUAUGAAACUUGGGCCCUUGUUCCUGACCCAUGGUGUGCCUAUGCUGGAAACGGCCUGUCAUAACAUUGCCAACUGGUGCAGCCCAUCGCCCGGUUUGACUGCUGAGCUAGGAUUUCUAGGCUCGGUUCUCCAUGUCGAGUUGCCCAUGACUGCAGAUACUCAACAAUUGACGGAUACUGCAUCUUUUCGUGAGAAAUUUGACACGACUUUGCAUCUACUGUCUUCUAUAGCUCCACUUGACCCGCCUCCAAUAUCGAUAUUUGAGGCCUCUUUGUCGCAUUUAUGGUCAAUAUGGGAGUGCCUGAUUCUUUGCGAGCCAAUCUUGGUAUUCGGAUCUUCACCGGCAGCAACGAGUCAAGCAGUCUGGUGGCUCAGAGAUCUGUUGCGUCCUAUACCUCUUGCUAAUGAUUUCCGCCCUUACUUUACCAUUCAUGAUAAGGAUCACUCGCUUUUGGUCAAUAAACUCCCACCUAAAGCUGGCCUUAUCUUGGGUGUGACCAAUCCAUUCUUCCAGAAGUCGUGCACCCAUUGGCCCCACGUCUUGAGCGUAGGGGUAAAAGCAAGUCCGCGUCGUCAGGGGAGUGCGACUAUUCUCGCAGGGCCACCGCCCGGAUGGUGCACAAAAACUCAUCGCCGAUACAUUUCCAAAGACCGUCAAUUAUUAAAGGCAACCGAAAACGCUUGUCAAGCAAGCAUCCAAGACAGGAUACAAGCAUCAUUGGACCUCAGAAGACAUUUUUGUUUGCGCACCAACACCAUGUUAGUUCCUCUGAACAGAUACCUCAAUACUCUGAUACCCUCUCCGACGGAAUGUAUCACCGUUUCGGGUUGUAGACGCCUAAAACCUUUCAGUUCGGCCGACUUUUUCUCUUCGCUUAAGGCGAAUGGGUCCCCUCUGCCGUUUAAGUCCGCGGCUAAGCGGAGGGAGUUUUACGAAAGGUGGUUAAAGACGCCAGCAUUUGGGUUGUGGUUGGCUCAGCAAGAGGAAGUAGUGCAGAAGACGCUGCAGGACAAAUGGGCUGGUUGAUGUCAAGUUGGUUCCUGUCGAUUACCACCGAGCGCAUCAUAGAUGAGCUUCCUUAAAUCCGUAUAAGUAUCAGGAACAUGUUAUUCCGCGAAGUAGAUCUUCAUCAAUUUUCAAGUCAGCGG
Suillus paluster is the source of this 2179-nucleotide messenger RNA. RefSeq lists its product as uncharacterized. The transcript has 9 exons. Gene Ontology annotation, molecular function: guanyl-nucleotide exchange factor activity. The record is from RefSeq and is a predicted model, not a curated record. Bases 312 to 2057 code for a protein of 581 amino acids. Lineage: Eukaryota; Fungi; Basidiomycota; Agaricomycetes; Boletales; Suillaceae. Gene Ontology annotation, cellular component: recycling endosome.